This is a messenger RNA of Anopheles darlingi, 6382 nucleotides long. RefSeq lists its product as uncharacterized. The transcript is spliced from 12 exons. Bases 791 to 4312 code for a protein of 1173 amino acids. The record is from RefSeq and is a predicted model, not a curated record. NCBI's taxonomy places the organism in Eukaryota, Metazoa, Arthropoda, Insecta, Diptera, Culicidae.
GACCGGGACAGUUGAUUCGUUGUUGCGUGGCGCGCACAUUUUCUUCACGAAUUGUUGUGUUCUAGUGUUUAUGAACGUGCUAGGAUCGAUUUAAAGAGUGCAUGUGUUUCGUCCAGAAUGGAGGUUGCGGUGAAAGCGUAAACAAAUCUUUCUUUUCAUCGGAAAACGUUUCCGACGAAAGUGAAAGCCAGUGCGCGUGUCCUUGUGCCAUAGCGACCUUCAGUGCGAUGUGCUUGUGAGAUGGCGGGUAAAAGCCGAUCCGAGGAAAUGAACGUGAUGAUAAGAUGCUAUCGCAAGAUGCUGAUGAGCGUAUCGUGGGUUUAGUGCCACCGUGUUUCCAUCCUAGCCAAAGAAGGAUGGUGAUUCCUGUAGGAUACGGUUUGCUGCAUCGGCUGAUUUCAAUAGAGCAGCUAGCCCGAGCGCACUGGUAUGAUGAUGAUGAUGUUCGUUCUGUGGCGAUGAUUGAUGAUUCGUGAAAACCCUUCGCCAUCGGGGGCGAAUAGAUCGCUCUGUGCGAAUAGUGCAAUGGGAUUGUGAAAAUUGUGGGUCGAUCUAGAUGCCGAUGAGACAAUCCUGUUGUGCAACACUUGGAUUGUAAAUUCCAGUCCGCAAUACUACAACGGAAGCCACGCUUCGAUGGAUACAUAGUGUAGUCAGCCCUAUUUAUUGUAGCAUAACAUAACUAUCUAGCCGUUCGGAAUCAUCGAUAGCAUCGAUAGCCAGGCCUAAAAGCGUCUGUAAAGUUAGCGUAGCAAUCGAGAACCGGACAAAACACACACAGCAAGACGAUAUGGCGGUACGACGGAAGCAACAUGGCCGAGGCAGCACCAGUGUCUGCCCUGCAAGGAGCUAUCUGCUCAUUUCGAUUGUACUUGGCUGUUGGACAAUUUCUGCGAACGGCUCCAUGGAGGAGAUGAUGAUUGCUCCCAUAGAGGUCAUCGAGGAGUGGGGUUGCCAGGACACCGAGGUACGGUUGACGUGUGGGAACCUCGAAUCAAAAAUAGCGAUCCUUGAGGCGAAGUUUACACCCCGCUGUCGGCGCAGUCGCACCGCUGGCUGCGUUCACCUGAACGAGUACAGCAUCACGCAUCCGUACGCGGCCCAGCAGGUGGACAAGCUGAUACUGGAGGAAACGGAAGCCGGCCGGCGUUUCCUAGCGACGAUGCGACGCAACCACGAGAAAGAGCUGGAAGAAGCGGCCGCGGCAGCACCGCCCGGAUCGCCUCUGGUAGCAGGUGGCGCGCCUGCUGCAGCCGCCGCUACAUCCCGCUACGAUGGCCAGUCGACGGGAGGGCUUGUGGCCGCCCGUUCCAUCAAGGACAAACGGAGCUCGCUGCGGGCAACACUCGAGCACCUGAUGGUGCGCUACCUGCGGCGCCUGACAAGUGGCGACGACGAGGAUGGGCAGGAUGGUGAUGAGACGGGGGGCUAUGAGGCCUAUGCUCGCUACCGGCGUCAAUUACCACCGGCCAGUGGCGAGGCGACUGGGGCCGCUGCCACCGCCACCGGAAGCACACCGCAACCAUCGGAAACCGAUGGUUUCUCCAACUCGAUGGAAAUCACGCUGCUCACCAACGAUACCGACACGAAUCUGACGGUGGAUGCGUGGCGUCAGGAGGAGGAGGCACCAGGUCCUCCGGCCGCCGAUCUGACGCUACCGGGCGAUGGCAGCACGCGAGAGGACCUCCCGGAAGUGGAUGAGAGAUACGACGGAUAUACGGGAUCCGGCUCGACGGUGUCCGGUGCCGGCGGUAAUGGGCACCGCGGUGACAGUGGUGCGAGUGUCGUGUUGGGAUCCGGUGUUGGGAAGGGAGGGCGCGGGGAUAAUGUUGCUGGUGGUGGUGGUGAGAUUGUGAGUGCCGUUAGUGAUGAGAGCGAUGAUGAUGAUGAUGAUAAUGCCGAGCAUAAUCAAAGUGAUGCGGAUGCGGAUGCGGUUGAGCGGCUGGUGGGCGACAGUGUUGAUGAUGCUGGCGGCCAGCAUCAGGCCAGUAGCAGCCCGCUGAGGCAGGCCGGAAGUCCUGGUAAGCGGGAUCCGGGCCGGGUCCGGCGGCCCCGCGAUUGCAGCAGUGUUCGGAAGCGUGUUUCGCAGCUGGAUCGCUUCGAGCUGGAACGCUCGAUGCGCAACGGAUCCUUCCGGGAGUAUAACAUCCGGGAUGCACUCAACUAUCGCUGUUCCGGCAAGAACCACUGCAGCUUCAUCUUCGCGCAGGACCAUCCAUUCGCCGUCGUAUGGAAGGAGGGCACCGUGCGCAUCAAGUACAUCUGCAUGGACGAUUAUCGUGUCAGCAAAUACUGCGGAGAACAUCUGAUAGUACGCAACGAGAUUCGCUGGGAGCCGCUAGAUGAUGAUUACGAAUCGUCCGAAUCCGAUGCUAAUGAUGCCAGCACUGAUACACCUACGACACUGGAACCGAUUCAAAGAACCGGACCCUCGAUGCUCGAUACUCUCAUGCCAUCGAGAACAAGCAGCGACCCACCUGAGCCCCAGCAGGUUGCCUUUGUUUCAUUCGAAGAUUCGGUUGUGCACGAUUCCGUCGCUCAUGGGUUCGCUGUUACCGAUGGGCGUCAACGUGAUCGACGGUUAACGCGUGAGGAUGAACCACGAGCUGAGGCGUUGCAUGCGGCCACGGUGCACUCGUUUCAUAAUUUGAAAAUCCUGAAGCCCAUCGAAGAGCCAGCUAGUGUGAACGAUACGGACGAUCGUGCGCUGGAACUGGAGGCGGCCCGCAAUCGGAAUCGACAGCGGCAGAAGGUGUUCUCGCAGGAUUUUCGAGUGCUCAAAAUUCUACCCAGCAACCUAGAUGUGGUCGAGGACAUCAAACAGAUUGGCAACGAGUACUACUUCAAAAAGGACGUCGAGGUUCUGGUGGAUGAUAACGAGAAUGCAAUUGUCGAGCAUACGGAUGCGGAACGCGACAGGUCAGCCGAGGCGGCAAACGGCCGGCAAGGGGUGAACUACACUGCGACCACCAGCGAUGGGAGUGAAAUGACUGAAACGCUAGACAUCGUCGUGUUACCGGCGCCAACGAAGGAUAUCGAAAUCUACGAGAACGAAGUCCUUCCGGAAUCGGAAUCCCAGUCACCGGACGAUCUCAGCGUCAUUGGGUUGAUAACACCCACUAGAUUGACGCCUAGCAUCUCGUACACUUCAUCCAUGGCGACGGUAUCGGUCGAACUACUAUCACAUCCGGUCACAGACAGUCCGCCGGCUGAUCCGUCAUCAGCGAACCCGAUCGUAGUUGAUACAACCCUUGGCCAUUGGGAUGAAGAUCGGUUGGUACUGCCGGAACUUGAAGAUUCGAGCGAGUUGUUAUCGGGACAGGCCAAACCUAACCGAACUACCAAUGAUGACCAGGAUAAGUUUCGCUUCGAUAAUGGUACAUUUAGAAACAUUCAAGAAACGGUACGAAAGGAGCUUGAUGAAAGCUGGGAUCCGAUCCCUUCCCCGGAAAACUAUGAUGAAGAUGCUGACGACGACGAGGAGGAUGAUGAGUACGAGUCGCAUCCAUUCGGCAAGGGAUCGAUGAAAUUUCACAAAAAAUAUACCAGCGUCCAACGAACCCUGCUGAAACGUCCGUUACGCCAGGGUUUCCUCAUGACGCCUGGCUAUCCGAAGUACUACAUAGGAGAUAGUGUCUGCCAGUGGACGUUGUAUGCCGGGUUGCAUCAAAGAAUAAAACUGACGGUGUUGGAUCUAGCGCUUCGUCAUGAUGAUGAGUGCCGGGACUACCUUCACGUAGUGGACCUCAACACGAAUCACACGCUGUUCCACAGCUGCACGGAAAGCACGCGUCCGAUAGAAAUCGUCAGUAUACAGGAGCGUCUUGAGGUGUCUGUGAGAACGACAACGAAAGUAAUUUAUCCCAAACGCGGAGUACUGUUACAUUAUACGGCGCUCGGCUGCGAGGCGCCAUCACCAACGCCGGGUCGUAUGAAAUUGGUUCGACGGACGGAGCAAAAGGCCAAGUACGUUUGUGAUCCGCUGCACGUUUUCCCCGAUACGGGCGAAUCAUCUCGUGAACUCAUCUGCACCGCGAAACACGCGUGGAACCGCGCUCUUCCGCCCUGCGUCGAAAAACGAACAACCGAAGGUAGCGGACUUGUGUCACACUACGAACAGAAGCGAAGAUUCGGCGAGAUCGACAGAAUGUCGGACAACCAAGCAGACACGGUCUAUGAUAUUCUUAUUCCAUCGUUUGUCAUUGCGGCCCUAUUUAUUGUUAAUGGCAUCGUAUUUGCGGUCAUCAUGCGCUAUCGCAACAAACGAAAGCAACGCCUUGAUCUAGAGAGUAAGGAACUGGCAGAACUGUAAAGAGAGAGAGACACACCCUUAUCGUUGUCCACAUCCAUCAUCCGAUUUGUUCCCCGCAUCAUCUUUAUCGUCAAUGCAUUGCCUUGUGUGAGAGAGAGAGGGCAUAUGCUUGGAGCCAGUGUCAAGCGUCAUAAAGCCAUUGGAAAAUGGUAUGAGAGAAGGUUCGAAAUUAAAGUAUUGGCUAAGCUGUUUCGACACUGCGCUGAUCUUCGCCAUCUGCAUGCUUUCCCUGCCAUUUUUACCCGUAAUAUUUGUGACGUUGUAGCAACAGAAUGAAUCAGAAUCUUUGUCCUGGUAUAACAAAUUACUCCACUACUAGUCCCCGGUUUACUGAACCUCAUUAAAGGCAGAGCAACAUUUUUCUUUGCACCUGGCUAGCUUUCUAAUGGAAUCUUUGGAAGACCAGACAGCAGGCGCAUCGUAAUGGUCAAUGGGCGGCCAGCCGUUGCAGUUUAGACGGUCAACGGCAUAUACGAACCAGUCGUGGAAGGAAUACAAUUACAAAUUCCAGCAGUACGAUGAUAAGCAAGCUAUAAAAAGACACUGAAUCAAUCAGUUCUGACCAAGUCCGGUAGUGCAGAACAGGAAUGACAUGCACCGAAUCUUACCUUCUCCUUUACUGCACGCUUGAAACGAACAGGGAAACAAACAGUUAGCAAACAUGACCAGAAGUAGCUAUCAAAUAAUGAUGCUAGUGGUUAAGUAAACCUGGGUGAUCUGUAGAAUGGCAGAAGAAUUAGCACCUGGUAGAUGGGAACCAGUGGGUUCCGCGAUGAAAAUAAAUUAAAGCGAAUGUCAAUGGCAGAAAAAUGAAAAUUGAUCGAUGGAAAGACGUAAGACUGUAAGAUAACCGAAAAUGUGUAAAGUGGACUGAACAGUGGUGGUGAGAGAUGCGUGGUAAUCAUUACCACUGCCCGGUUUCACCGGUCAUUUAUGAGCUAGUUUCUGCGAUGGAGAUUAAAAAGCGCACCGCGAUUCCACCUUCAUCCGAGCCCAAUACAGAUACAAUCAGCAUCAAGCGUUUGUUAGAAAUCGAGCAAUCACGCACCAAGGAAGCAGCUUUUUGCUGAUUCGUUUAAUGUGUUACACGGCUGAGCAUAGGAAUGUUUAGUGGGCAAAGGGUAACCGUUUUUUUAAGGACAAUAUGCAUUGUCUAGGAACGGAUAUGUAUAAACCGGUGUGUUGAAACGACACGUGUGUUGUUGAAUCAGUUACUCUAGCAUCGCACCAUGUUGAUGCACACCAACCCAGGAACCACCGGAUCAUCGGCAAAAUCAAUGUCACCAUUACGCACCCGUUUACUUGUGUGCAUUUUUAGGCGGCGAUUAUUGUCCUUGCAAACACAGCUAAUGCUAUGCCAAAGAUUAGAAUUAUACCCUGCGGUGAACGAUGCUCGUAUGUUGCUGUUGAAUGUUGCUUUGCUACGUCCUAUAGAAAGCGCGGAAAAUGUCUACAAACUUUAAAAUUUUUCUCUUUCUGUUUACUGCUUACCGCCAGCGAAUAGGUUCUCAAUAUGAAAGCGAGGGGGGCAUAAUCCGAUGUGGACCAAAUCCGUUUUUCAUUUCCGAAGACUUGGCGCAAUUCGUUUAGUUGCUCUUAGGACCGAUCUAGGGAAAGACCGUGGUGAAGGCAAUGCAUAUCAUUAUUAGUUUUCUGCUGGUUUACGAUGCAUGAUGUGAUAUAGGGAGUCUGAAAGCGAUCGGUAUAUGCAAAGGCGGAGCUACAAACAUACACACACGCUCACAUUCACACACAUAUAUAAAUGAACAUAUUUUGCUAUUCUGCAUUUACCUUUCCUUGUCUGCUACGGCGCCACUGAGUCAGGAUUAUAUGCAUAGCCAAGUGGAGAUAGCAGCAGCAGGUUAUAGAAGCUUACUGGUAAUUCGAGAGUGAGGAUCAGUUCCGAUGCAGUAUCAAAGAAAGCCCUCAAAAUCAAUUAUCGAUGAACUUGUCAGGAGAAGAUGCGAAUGUACGAUGAAAGCGAACCGAAGAAGAAAACAUGUUACAAAAUGAAAAGCUGACAAAAAUACAAUUCACCCUUACAAAAGUACAAGACAAAACGGUAAAAUG